UAAUAAUAAGAUACCUAUUUCUCUCCCCCGGCAUAAAACUCCAAAAAAUUCUUGUAAAACUUACGAAAUUCUUUCUAAAUCCUUCACCUCUUUCAUUUGAUUUUGGUUUCUAGCUUCUAUUUAUUGUUUAUUGCUGCGAACGGCGGUGGGGAGAGAGGGAAAAUGGAAAUAAAUUAAGGAGAGAGGGUGCAAAACCAGAAUUCUUGAACUAUAACUGAUUGUUGAGUUCUUGGCUGCUGAGUUUAGAUCUGUUCACUUUUCCCUUUUCUUAAGGGAGCAGCGUUUCCUGGGAUGAAGCGUUUGCGGGAUGAUGUGUUUUUAAACCCUCAAUUCAAGAGGCCAUUUGGCUCUUCUUCUCGGGGAGAAUCGUAUGGGCUGCCAAAUCCUCCUAUAGCCGGUGGAGGUGGGGAUGGGGUUGGUGUUGGAAGUGGGGGUGGGGGUGGGGGUGGGGGUGGAGGAGGAGGUGGUGCUGGUGUCAGUGUUAAUGGUGGAGGUGGUGGUGGAGGUAGCGGCAGUGGUACGGCUGUUACAGCUGGAGGUGCACAAAAGCUCACGACAAAUGAUGCAUUGAGUUAUUUGAAGGAUGUUAAGGACAUGUUCCAGGAUCAAAGGGAAAAGUAUGAUAGGUUCCUUGAUGUGAUGAAAGAUUUUAAGGCUCAAAGGAUUGAUACUGCUGGUGUCAUAGCUAGGGUGAAAGAGUUGUUCAAAGGACAUCCUAAGUUAAUACUUGGCUUUAACACAUUCUUGCCUAAAGGAUAUGAAAUUACCCUAACUGAUGAGGAAGAGGCUCCAGCAAAGAGGACCGUUGAGUUUGAGGAGGCUAUUAGUUUUGUCAAUAAGAUCAAGAAACGUUUUCAAAAUGACGAUCACGUGUAUAAAUCUUUCUUGGACAUUUUGAAUAUGUACCGGAAGGAACAUAAGGGUAUAAAGGAGGUGUAUGAAGAGGUUGCAGCACUUUUUGAGGAUCAUCCAGAUCUUCUUGAUGAGUUCACAAGGUUUCUGCCAGAUACUUCAUCCACAGUGUCAGCUCCUCAGGCUUCUUUUGGACGGCAUUCUUUUCAUCGUUAUGAUGAGAGGAGCUCUGCCCUACCCACAAUGCGACAAUCUCAUGUAGAUAAGCAACGGUCGCGAAGGGAGUCAAGGGACAGGAUCAUCGGUCCCCAUGGAGAAAGAGAUCUUAGCGUUGAGCGUCCUGAUGUAGAUGAUGAUAAAACUGUUACACGAUUGCACAAAGAACUAAAGAAACAUUCUGAAAAAGAAAAUAGGGAUAAGAAAAGUCGUGAUCCUGAUGACAGAGAUCCUGACAUCGAGAACAAUGGGGACGCUACCAUGCAUCGGCCUUCUGAGAAAAGAAAAUCUGUUCGGAAAGACUAUGGGGAUGAUAAAGAUGCAUCAAAAAGUAUGUACAGCCAUGAGUUCAAUUUUUGUGAAAAAGUGAAGGAGAGGUUGCGUAGUGCUGAGGAUUACCAGGCAUUUUUGAAAUGCCUUCACAUUUACAGUACAGAAAUCAUUACAAGAAAGGAAUUGCAGAGUUUGGUUGCUGAUUUACUUGGUAAAUUUCCUGAUCUCAUGGAAGGCUUCAAUGAGUUUUUGGAGCGCUGCGAGCGUUUAGAGGGUUUCUUGGCUGGUGUUAUGGGCAAAACAGAAACAUUAUGGAAUGAAGGAAAUUCUUCAAAAACUUUGAAAAUAGAGGAGAAAGAGAAAGAACCAAAACGUGAAGUGGAAGGAGGGAAAGAGAAUAGAUAUAAUUUGAAAUACUGGGGAAAGUCCAUUCAAGAGCUUGACCUUUCCAACUGUCAACGCUGCUCCCCCAGUUACCGGCUUCUUCCAGAAGACUAUCCAAUACCCUCUGCUAGCCAGAGGUCAGAGCUUGGUGCUCAAGUUCUAAACGAUCAUUGGGUGUCGGUGACAUCUGGCAGUGAGGAUUAUUCUUUUAAACACAUGCGAAGAAACCAGUACGAAGAAAGCCUCUUUAGGUGUGAAGAUGAUAGAUUUGAGCUAGACAUGUUGUUGGAGUCUGUCAGUUCAACCGCAAAGCGAGCAGAAGAGCUUUUGAACAGUAUUAAUAACAACUCAAUUGGUUCAGAUAGUCACAUACGAAUUGAAGACCAUUUUACAGCUCUGAAUUUAAGAUGCAUUGAACGCCUAUACGGUGACCAUGGUCUUGAUGUGAUGGACAUUUUGCGUAAAAACCCAUCUCUUGCAUUGCCUGUUGUCCUAACCCGCCUGAAGCAGAAGCAGGAGGAGUGGACCAAGUGUCGUUCGGAUUUUAACAAAAUUUGGGCUGACAUAUAUUCUAAGAACCAUUACAAGUCUCUUGACCACCGGAGUUUCUAUUUCAAGCAACAAGAUUCAAAGAACUUGAGCGCAAAAGCUUUAGUGGCAGAUAUAAAGGAAAUCAAGGAGAAAAGGCAGAAAGAGGAUAGUGUUCUCCUAACUAUUGCUGCUGGAAAUAGACACUCUAUCGUUCCAGACAUUGAGUUUCAAUAUUCUGAUGCUGAGAUUCAUGAUGAUGUUUAUAAGAUUAUCCAAUACUCAUGCGAAGAAGUUUGCUCAACAAAAGAACAAAUCAAUAAAGUUUUGAGAUUUUGGACAACUUUUCUUGAGCCAAUGCUGGGAAUUCACUCCAGGCCAAAUUGCUCUUUGGCUAUCGAAGAUGAUGCUGCCACCAAGCAUCAAAUGAUGAAGAAUACUGUCACAGGCGUAGCUGAAGGUGAAGAUAGUCUCCAUGCCGAUGUUCCUAUGACAAGCUUGAAGCAACCGAAGCCCAACUGCAAUGGUGAUCUGUCUACAUCUCCUCAACACAAUUCAGGCAACCUUAGCUUAAAGAAUGCAGAGGCCAAAGUAGGGCUUACAGCUGGCGAAAGAUUAACCAACUCUGAUGUAGCUCUUUCUUCUGGAUCAGAUGCUAAUCUUGGGCAUGGUGCAAACUUAUCGCGAUUGAAUAAUGGCCACUCCAAGGAAAAUAAUGGAGCCAAACCUAUCACAGGAGAUUUACACUCUUUAGAGGUCGGGGAGACUGUGAGAUUGAAUCAAUUGAAAAAGGGUGAGUUUGCAGACGGAUCUAGACUAUCUGGAUACAAGGAAGAUUCAAUUGGUCCUUGUAAAAAUGAGAAAGAAGAGGGUGAGCUGUCACCUAAUGGUGAUUUUGAAGAUAAUUAUGGUGCCUAUCAGGAUGGCACUUCACCAGCCUUGCCUAUGAAAAAUCGUGGCACUGAUGGCGUGCAAUAUGAAACAGGGAGUCGCGAAGAGAAUUCUGCAGAUGCUGCAGGUGAAAAUGAUGAAGAUGCGGAUGAUGAGGACAGUGAGAAUGUUUCUGUGGCUGGAGAAGAUGUUUCAGGCAGCGAGUCUGCUGCAGAUGAUUGCUCACGUGAAGAGCAUGAGGAAGAGGAAGACGGAGAGCACGACCUUGAUGGUAAAGCUGAGAGUGAAGGCGAGGCUGAGAACACUAGCGAAGCUCUUGAUACAGGAGCAGAUGGUGCAUCAGUACCACAGUCCGAACGUUUUCUUAUGACUUGUAAACCUCUGUCCAAGCAUGUGGCCUCUCCAUUAUUAGGUGAUGGAAAGAAGGAUCGACGGUUUUUUUACGGAAAUGACACCUUUUAUGUGCUGUUUAGGCUGCAUCAGACACUGUAUGAGAGGAUAUUGUCAGCUAAGAUGAAUUCAGUAUCUGGUGAAUGUAAAUGGCGAACAACAAAGGAUGAUAAUGCUGAUCCAUAUGCCAGGUUCAUGAGCUCCUUGUUUAAUUUACUUGAUGGAUCUUCUGAUAAUACAAAAUUUGAAGAUGAUUGUCGAUCAUUAAUUGGAAACCAGUCUUAUGUGCUCUUCACUUUGGAUAAGUUAAUAUAUAAACUGGUCAAACAGCUCCAAACUGUUUCAAGUGAUGAAGUGGACUGUAAGCUUAUUCAGUUGUAUGAAUACGAAGAUUCUAGGAAACCGGAGAAGUAUGUUGAUUCAGUUUAUUAUGAAAAUGUCCAUGUCCUCUUGCAUGAAGAGAAUAUAUACCGGUUUCAAUGUACAACUUCACCAACCCGCUUAUCUAUCCAAUUAAUGGAUGAUGGAAAUGAGAAGUCUGAAGUAGUUGCUGUUUCAGUAGAUCCUAAUUUUUCAUCCUAUCUUCAUAACGAUUAUCUUUCGGUUGCUCACGGGAAAAAGUUAUCAUCACCAGUAAUGCUGAAUAGGAAUUUGCAAAAGUAUGCUAACCUUGAUGAAUCUACUGCACUAUCUAUGGCUACAGAAAACGUUCUGAUAAUGAAUGGGUUGGAAUGCAAGAUGGCUGCCUCCUCAUUGAAGAUCUCCUAUGUCCUAGACACAGAAGACUACUUUAUUCGGUUAGGAAGGAGAAGGGAAAAUAAACCAGCAAGAUUGCACAAUGCUCAGGCAAGGGUGCAGAGGUUCCGUGGGUUUCUGGCAGCAUCUCCGUAAUCCGGCAGUCCCCUUUCUAUGACGCCAUGAGACUUUGCUGUCAUUUGUCAGUUAAGGAAUUGCCCCAUCAAGUUCUGCCUGUUAGCCUCUGGAUGAAUCAAACAACCACGAGGGGCAGUUGCUUGAACCCGACCAUGUUGUGCUCUUUAAGCCAGCAACAGGCUUGGCGUCUGUAUAUAAAAAAGGCUUGGUCGAUAAUCUUAAUUGUAGAGUCUUUUAUCAUUUCAUUAUAUAUUUUGCUUUUUGCAGUUGAAAAAGCAGUCUCCUGCAUGUUCUUGUUAAUAGGGUUUACUGUAUGUUUCUGGCAGUUAUUUCCUGCUGGAAUGAUAUUUAACAGGUAAGGAUGGAUGGGAUUGUAACAGAAUAUAGCAGAAUUUCCAUGUUUUCAACAUGUUUUCUUGGCUUAUGGCAAUGUGUAUACUGUAUAGAGUCGUUUACACGUGCAUUAUGUAUUUUCAACUUCAGAUCAAGUUUCAUCUUAUUCAA
Molecule: messenger RNA, 4911 nt
Organism: Salvia miltiorrhiza (redroot sage)
Lineage: Eukaryota; Viridiplantae; Streptophyta; Magnoliopsida; Lamiales; Lamiaceae
Product: paired amphipathic helix protein Sin3-like 2
Exons: 24
Coding region: 292-4425 (1377 amino acids)
Biological process (GO): negative regulation of transcription by RNA polymerase II
Cellular component (GO): chromatin; histone deacetylase complex
Molecular function (GO): transcription corepressor activity
Source: RefSeq, a predicted model, not a curated record